Molecule: messenger RNA, 3000 nt
Organism: Gossypium raimondii (Peruvian cotton)
Lineage: Eukaryota; Viridiplantae; Streptophyta; Magnoliopsida; Malvales; Malvaceae
Exons: 7
Coding region: 1-3000 (999 amino acids)
Biological process (GO): DNA integration
Molecular function (GO): zinc ion binding; nucleic acid binding
Source: RefSeq, a predicted model, not a curated record
AUGUCUCGAAGUCCAAUGCGAGAAGGAAACAAUAUGCGAGAUGCUCUUCCAAAUCUUCAAAUGCAAGCAAUGAUAAGAGAAAUGCAAAGAAUGUUGCGAGAAGAAUUAGAGCCAAUUCAUGAGCGUUCACAACGUGGCCGAUCUCCUCCUGAAGUAAGGCGAGGCCGAGAACCAAUUAGGCCCCGACGAAAUGCUUUCUAUGAUCACCCAGAUCAAGCAAGUGAUCAGGAGUCUAUUUUAGAAGAACGGCCGCAAGAUCGGAGAACUGAUCCAGAAUCAUACUUAGAUUGGGAGCGCAAGGUCGAUUUAAUCUUCGAAUGUCAUAACUACUCGGAGAACAAAAAGGUGAAGCUUGCCGCAAUCGAGUUUAGCGAUUAUGCUAGCAUUUGGUGGGAUCAACUUACCACCAAUCGGAGAAGAAAUGGAGAACGCCCAGUCUCUAGUUGGGCUGAAAUGAAGGCUAUAAUGCGGAGGCGUUUCAUUUCGUCCCAUUAUCAUCAGGACCUCUUUCAAAAGUUGCAAAACUUGACGCAAGGGUCCAAUAACGUGGAGGAUUAUUACAAGGAAAUGGAGAUGGCCAUGAUAAGGGCUAACGUAGAUGAAGACCGUGAAGCCACCAUGGCAAGGUUCUUGGUGGAACGUCAACUAAGACGAAAAGGCCCGAUGCGAAGUAAUCCUAUUUCCCAUUCCACGAACAAAUGGGGCCAAAACACCUUUAAAAAGGAUCCAACCCCACGAUCCAAAGAAGUGUCUACUUCAAACAAGCCCACUCCACCCGUUGGUGAUUCGAGCAAAGGCAAGGCUGUGGAGUCCAACCAAAAUCGAGCUCGCGAUGUCAAGUGCUUUAAGUGCUUGGGACGAGGGCACUUUGCAAACCAAUGCCCCAAUCGGAGAACUAUGUUACUUCUUGAGAAUGGAGAAGUCGAAUCUGAAACUGAUUCGGAAGAUGUUUCCAAAAAUGAUGUUGUUGAAGAGGAGGACGAGGAAAAUUUAGAAUAUGCUGUUGAGGGAGAGGCCCUUGUUGUCAAACGGAGCCUCAAUACACAAACCAUUCCGGAGGAACUCCAAAGAGAAAACAUCUUCCACACUAGAUGCCAUAUUUACAACAAGGUUUGUAGUGUGAUAAUAGAUGGCGGGAGUUGUACAAAUGUUGCGAGCACGUUGUUGAUUGAGAAACUUCAGCUUGCCACCACAAAGCAUCCAAAGCCGUACAAACUUCAAUGGCUCAACGAUGGUGGCGAGAUUAAGGUGACCAAACAAGUAACACUUACCUUUUCGAUCGGAAAGUAUAUCGAUAAAGUUCUAUGUGAUGUGGUUCCGAUGCACGCAAGUCACCUACUUUUGGGAAGGCCAUGGCAAUUUGAUAGGCGAGUUACUCAUGACGGAUAUACGAAUCGGUACUCUUUCCGGUUCCAAGGGAGAAACAUCACUUUGGCACCCCUUACGCCAAAACAAAAAUUCGAGGACGUGUUUCCCGAAGAAAUGCCUAGUGGGUUGCCACCCAUUCGAGGCAUUGAGCACCAAAUUGACUUCAUACCGGGAGCCACUUUGCCUAACCGACCAGCAUACCAAAGUAACCCUGAAGAAAUGAAGGAGUUACAGAAACAUGUAAAAGAAUUGAUGGAAAAAGGAUUUGUUAGGGAAAGUUUGAGUCCAUGCGAUGUUCCUGUACUUUUGGUUCCAAAGAAGGAUGGAACUUGGAGAAUAUGUGUAGAUUGCCGUGCAAUUAACCAAAUUACUGUCAAUGGCUACCAUCAAAUAAGGAUACGAGAAGGUGACGAAUGGAAAACGGCUUUCAAAACCAAGCAAGGAUAUGUUGUAAGUGCUGCAGGUUUGCACGUCGAUCCUGAAAAGAUCCGUGCAAUUAAGGAAUGGCCACACCCGACGAAUGGUAAGGAGCAAGAACAAUCAUUUAAUUUGAUUAAAGAAGCUUUGACUAAUGCACCUGUUUUAUCUUUGCCUAACUUUGCUAAAACUUUUGAGUUAGAGUGUGAUGCUUCAGGUGUAGGCAUAGGUGCUGUUUUGACCCAAGAUGGUAAGCCCAUUGCUUAUUUUAGCGAGAAACUAAAUGGGCCUACAUUGAAUUAUCCCGUGUAUGAUAAGGAGAUGUAUGCGCUUAUAAGGGCUUUAGAGACGUGGCAGCACUAUCUUUGGCCAAAGGAGUUUGUGAUACACACUGACCACGAAGCCUUGAAACAUUUGAAAGGUCAGCAUAAACUCAACAAAAGACACGCCAAGUGGGUUGAAUUUUUAGAAUCUUUCCCUUAUGUUAUUCGGUAUAAGAAAGGUAAGGAAAACAUUGUUGUCGAUGCUUUGUCACGAAGGUAUGCAUUAUUUGGUAUUCUUGAAUCUAAAUUACUUGGUUUUGAACAUUUAAAAGAAUUGUAUGUGAAUGAUGCUGAUUUUUGUGAAGUAUAUGUAGCUUGCGAAAAAGGAGCUUAUGACAAGUUUUAUAGACAAGAUGGAUUUUUGUUUAAGGAUAACAAGCUAUGCGUGCCCCAAGGGUCAAUGCAAGAAUUGUUGAUAAGAGAGGCGCAUUGUGGCGGCCUUAUGGGACAUUUUGGGAUAUCUAAGACCUUAAGUAUGCUUCAGGAGCAUUUUUAUUGGCCCAAAAUGAAGCAAGGUGUUGAGAAGAUCUGUGCCAAUUGUUUGGAAUGCCGAAAGGCAAAGUCCAAAGUCCAACCCUAUGGGCUUUAUGUGCCACUUCCUAUUCCCGAACAUCCUUGGGAAGACAUAUCGAUGGAUUUCGUCCUUGGUCUUCCACGAUCCAAAAGUGGCAAAGACUCAAUUUUUGUUGUAGUAGAUAGAUUUUCAAAAAUGGCACAUUUUAUUCCCUGCACUAAGACUAACGAUGCUUCUUUUGUUGCUUCUUUGUUUUUCAGGGAAGUGGUGCGUUUACAUGGAGUGCCUAAGUCUAUAGUGUCAGAUCGUGAAGCCAAAUUCUUCAGCCAUUUUUGGAGGACGUUGUGGGCUAAACUGGGCACCAAGUUGUUGUUUUGA